Besnoitia besnoiti is the source of this 1989-nucleotide messenger RNA. Its product is annotated as zinc knuckle domain-containing protein. Gene Ontology annotation, biological process: regulation of mRNA splicing, via spliceosome. The transcript has 10 exons. The record is from RefSeq and is a predicted model, not a curated record. Lineage: Eukaryota; Apicomplexa; Conoidasida; Eucoccidiorida; Sarcocystidae. Gene Ontology annotation, cellular component: nucleus. Bases 1 to 1989 code for a protein of 662 amino acids. Gene Ontology annotation, molecular function: mRNA binding.
AUGUCGAUGGAGCAACUGAUGGCGCUGGUGCCGCUGGAGGCGGCGCUUGCGGGCAAGGAGAAGGGCGGCAGAAAAUCUCGAUGGGAGAGGCCGAAACCAAAAAAAAAGGGUGUUUCCAAGUGGGGCCCUGUGGACGACAAGGACUUCCUUCCGCCGCCGUAUGUGGAUCUCCCCGUGGGCAUGACGGCUCCGCAGAUGGACCGUUUUCUCCGCGAACAGCGCUUCGAUGAGCUGCAGAGGAAACUCGCCGCGGGUGAUUACGAGUUCGGCGACCCAGACAUCCGACCACCGUCGCCUCCGCCCAUCUACGACCGGAACGGAAGUCGUAUCAACACGCGCGACGUCAGAGUGAAGUCUGCAAUGCAGGCCGAGCAGCAGCGCCUGACGGAGUUCAUGGUCAAGCACCUUCCAGGCUUCGUCCCGCCGCCCGACUGGAAGCCGGCGAAGAAGGUUCGCCGCAUCGAGAUCCCCCUCGACAAGUAUCCAGACUACAACUUCAUGGGAAUUAUUAUUGGGCCGCGAGGCUGCAACCACAAGCGCCUGGAGGCUGAGAGCGGCACGACGAUUUCCGUCAGAGGACGAGGCACGCAGAAAGAAGGCAAGCGCGACCACCAGACGGAGGAGGAGGCGUCGAUGCCGAUGCACGUCCACAUCUGCGGAGACACAGAGGAGGCGGUGGAGAAAGCCCUCGCGCUGAUUGAGCCUCUCUUGGAUCCUCUCCACCCUGCCCACGAGGAAUUCAAGAAGCGCGGCCUGGAGCAGCUCGCGCUGGUUAACGGUGUGAACUACUCCGAUCUCGAGGCGCGCCGCUGCCCCGUUUGCCAGGGGGCUGGACACACAGCCCAAGACUGUCCGGACGCGCAGGAGCUGCAGCCGUUCAAGAAACCCGAGGUGGAGUACCGCAAAAUGAUGAGCGAGUUGACCGGUGACUCGACUCUGGAUGGCUUGGACGACCCGUCGCUGGCGCGGAGCCCAGAGGACCCAGGGUCGCAGCUGCGCGGGUCUCCGUACGCCUCCUCGACGCCGAAUGCGCCCAACGCUGCGACACCUCCUCCAGGCGUCUCUCCUCCCUCGUCCUACGACCGGCACUCGUCUUCGCCCUCGCCCUACUCGGCUCACGGAAUGCGCGGGCCUGGGGGUCGCAUAGGCGGACCCAGCGGGGUCCCGCCGCCGCCGCCCAUGUCCGGCGCGGGAGACAGCAGGCCAGGGGGCUUCGGCGUCGGGCCCGUGCGGGGCAGGCCCGGGCUGGGAUACAGCGGUCGAGGUGCGGGCGGCCGAGGAGGCAGAGACGAAGAGGGCGACAAAGAGGCCUUCAUGCGGAGGGGCGGAAACGAGUUCUGGAGAGACAACCUCAGAGGAGGAGAGGGCGACUUUGGAGGAAACGGGCCGAGGCCUUGGGGCAGAGGGGGAGGAGCCGGAGGACCGGUUGGACGUGGCAUGGGCGUCUAUCCCGAGGUGAUAAUGCCUCCGAUGGGGAUGCCGGGAAUGCAUCCGCCGUGGGGAGGCAUGCCCCCCCCGGGCAUGAUGGGGCCACCCAUGGGCCCCCCUGGUGGACCCGACGGUGGCGGACCAGGAGGCGCCUGCCGGAGUCGAAUGGGUAGCGCCACGGGCGGGAAUGUUCCGCCAAACUUUGCUUGGGGUUCGGGCCCGUUUUCAGGCCACUUUCCGCCCCCAAUGUGGGGGCCAGGAUCGUCAGGGGGGCAGAUGGGGCCCUCGGGUUCAUCUGCAGGAGGUGGGUUCCCGAUGAACGGAGUGGGUGCGUUGUCGAGCAGCGCAAGCGACGCCGGUGGCAGCACCGGCGCGGCGAGCCAGGGCCCCGGAGGACCGUUCAUGAGUCCGUGGGGGUUCGGCGCUCCGGGCGCGGGUCCUGGUGGCGGCGCAAGUGGCGCAGGCACGGGGGCACCUCUCCCGAUGGCGCCGGCUGGGGCUCCACCUCCCGCACCCGAUGUUGACGAUAGAGAUGACGACAACAUGGACAUGAAUGACUGA